Molecule: messenger RNA, 2505 nt
Organism: Lolium perenne
Lineage: Eukaryota; Viridiplantae; Streptophyta; Magnoliopsida; Poales; Poaceae
Product: LEAF RUST 10 DISEASE-RESISTANCE proteinUS RECEPTOR-LIKE PROTEIN KINASE-like 2.1
Biological process (GO): protein phosphorylation
Molecular function (GO): ATP binding; polysaccharide binding; protein kinase activity
Source: RefSeq, a predicted model, not a curated record
GUCGACUUGUGAGUUACGAAGUUCCCGGCUAUCUCGUCCAACCAAGUUUUCAGUAUACUUACUAUGUUUUGCCGCUUACAGAUAUACGGUUUUGACGAUUCAAAAUUAUAAAAUCUUUAUGUGAGAAGGAAUUUCGGCAGCGCUCUGCUCAUCUAAAUCAAUCUAAUUUAGACAGUCAGCAACACAAACUGGAAGACAGAGACAGCAGAGGAAUAACUACUCUGGCGCCGAGAUACAGAUGACUCGCAAGACGCCGCCAUGUAGUACCGUUGAAUCUUAAGCCCCAUUAGCCGCCCUUCCUUCUCUGAAAUUUCCUUGUCGGAGACCAAGAGCCCUCGCAACACGUGAACAAAGAUAGGCGGGCAGGCAGCGAACCAAAGCAGACAAUGGAGCAGCACCGCUAACUUAGCUAGACAUGCCUCUCUUGCUAAGCCCCCACCACCAGCUGCUGCUGCUGUUUCUCCUCUUAGCUGCCGCCUCCCAUGGCGUUGCUUCCGGUGCCACCUACGACUCCUCCAUGUGCCUGUCUGAACCAUUCACCUGCGGAGCCGUGAGCUUCAGCUACCCCUUCUAUCGCUCUAGCGACAGAAAAGAUGUCGACGGCAACGAGAAUUCCUACUGCGGCUAUCCGGGCAUGGGGAUCGUCUGCGACAACGACAAGCCCAUGUUGCAGCUCGACGGCGUCGGCAACUACGCAGUGAAGAGCAUCGACGGCACGAGGGCAAACGUCUCCAUUGCCGAUCCGGAGGCCGUCGGCAGCUGCCCAAGAGUCGAUCACAACGUGACCUUCGGACCGGGCACAUGGCUGGAAUUCCCUAACACCACGGUCGACUACCUCGUCUUCUUCCUCAGCUGCUACUUCGGGGCUGGCCUCGUCAAACCGGCUACCCUCGAUCCGAUCACCUGCUCCGAAUUCGUCAGCGGUGUUCCUGGAGCGUCGUUCGUGUUUCCUAACGAGUCAGUUCCAGCUGCCGGGAACUGGUCGCAGGCGUGCCGCCAAGUCAUACUAGUUCCUGUGUUCAAAUACGGCCCGGUCGACCCAAGUAAUAGCACAUGGAGAAACACUGGAUACGGCGAUGUUCUUCGCCAGGGCUUCCAGGUGUCGUGGGACAACAGACCCGUCUCUUGUACGCAGUGCGAGGAAUCCAACGGACGGUGCGCCUACAAGCAAACAGGAGAAUUCCAUGGUUGCUUGUGCACCAACGGCCAAAUCGGCGCUAGGAGCUGCACUACCUAUAAUUCAACUGGACAGAAGAAGGACAGAAUAAAAAUAUAUACAAUAGCAGGCAUCUCAAGCAUCAUGCUUUGUCUGCUUUUGUUUGCAUUUUGGUUGGGCUAUAAGAAGUACGGACGCAAAAAGAAAUCAAAGGAAACAGCAAGAAUUGAGUCCUUCCUACAAAAGAAUGGAACCAUACAUCCAAAAAGAUACACUUAUGCACAAGUGAAAAGAAUGACGUCAUCUUUUGCUGAAAAGCUAGGUCAAGGUGGAUUUGGUGCUGUUUACAGAGGCAGCUUCUCUGAUGGCCGUCAGAUAGCAGUGAAGAUGCUGAAGGACUACAAGACUGAUGGGGAGGAUUUCAUCAAUGAGGUGGCUAGCAUUAGUAGAACUUCUCAUGUUAACAUCGUUACUCUCAUAGGAUUUUGCUUGGAAGGAUCCAAAAGGGCACUAAUUUAUGACUAUAUGCCUAAUGGUUCACUUGAAAGGUAUGCUUUCAAAGAUAACUCUCAAGGUGGAAAUACUUUAGGUUGGGAGAAAUUAUUUGAUAUAGCAGUUGGCAUUGCUCGAGGACUUGAGUAUCUCCACCGAGGAUGCAAUACUCGGAUCGUACAUUUUGAUAUCAAACCCCACAACAUUCUGUUGGAUCAAGAUUUCUGUCCUAAGAUCUCUGACUUUGGAUUGGCCAAGCUGUGCCUCAAUAAGGAAAGUGCUAUUUCCAUUGGUGGUGCAAGAGGAACAAUUGGCUACAUUGCCCCUGAGGUUUAUUCAAAGCAAUUUGGAGUAGUGAGUAGCAAAUCUGAUGUCUACAGUUAUGGAAUGAUGGUUCUUGAGAUGGUUGGGGCAAGGGAUAAGAAUAUUAGUGCAAACUGUGAAUCUAGCAGUCAAUAUUUCCCACAAUGGAUUUAUGAACAUUUAGAUGAAUAUUGUGUUAGUGCUUCUGAAAUUAAUGGUGAGAUCACAGAGACUGUAAGGAAGAUGAUAGUGGUUGGUCUGUGGUGCAUACAGUUAAGUGCUACUGACCGUCCAACAAUGACUAGAGUCGUCGAGAUGCUAGAAGGGAGCACAAGUGUCCUUGAAUUGCCACCAAAGGUGCUGUUUAGUUGAUAAUCAUCAUCAAUCAAUAUGUUAAUAUAGAUUCUGAGCACUUGCUCCAAUAAUGCACCAUUGUAAGCAGCUGAAAAUUUGAAGACUUCCACAUAAUGUUGUAAUUUGGGUGCAAGUCUCCUACCAAAUUGUGCAACUAUACCAGAGAGUCAUUAUUGUACUAUCUAAUAUUUUAUUUGCCA